Molecule: messenger RNA, 1048 nt
Organism: Lentinula edodes (shiitake mushroom)
Lineage: Eukaryota; Fungi; Basidiomycota; Agaricomycetes; Agaricales; Omphalotaceae
Exons: 4
Coding region: 124-933 (269 amino acids)
Source: RefSeq, a predicted model, not a curated record
UCGGGAAUCUUAGAACCGGUUUCUAUCAUUUCAGGAAAUAUUUACUCUUCUCUCUUUCCACCCAACCUACACUCAUUCUUGCUUCCUCCCAUCAUCCUGCAUUCCAAAUAUCCGGACUUUCCAAUGCUUGCGCGAAUCUCUAGAGGAACUGCUCACGCUCUUGGCCUCACUUUCACGCGGGGUAGGUAUCCACAUCGUUUGCAGGAUUCGGUGUCAGUGACAGAGGACUCGGAGGAGGUGAUCAUUGACCUGGACAUUCUUCUUCAUCCCGUCCAUGACUUUCUCAUCCCAUGGUGGCGUUAUGCCGGCGAGUGCAGACGAACCCUUGCUCCAAUGUGCAAUAGCCUACAGAAUUUGCUAAGCGACGACGUGGAACGUAUAGCACAACUUCUUCUUUCCCUGGAGCCUUUGGCGGAGGAAGAAGACUGCGAUUUCUAUCACGAUGGUGAAGUUGCUGAAGACAUAGGAUCUCCUUGUUCAAUGAAUAUUGGGCCGGAAAGCCAGCCCUCAGCUUCGUACCGUGAACGUCCGCCACAUAGACAACAUUCCCAUCCUAAAACACCUCUUGUGAUACCUGGUUCCCACAUAUCCAUACCUACGAUCAUUAUAACUCCUUGUGAGACACAACGACACGAGACUUCCGCUCUUGUUCCAUUACAAGACAGCGCAUUUGGGUCACAAUUAACCGUUCCCUGUCAUCGAAAACUGAAUCAGGCCUUUCCCCCGAUGGCCCGGGCAGUUCCUUCAAUAUACAUGUCAUCGGAUCUUCAUUGGAAAUGGAUGAAUGGCCACUGGCAAGCACUUUUGCCUGGAUUGGAUGAACAGAUCUCGAAAGGAAUGUAUUCGAGGGCAAUAUCCCGAAGAAAAACUACAUCAAGACAUUCUCGGACUUCUUCUAUCUCAAGCAGUACUUUUUAUUCUUCACGUUGUUGAGCCUUAAGCUUGUAUUUGCCUUUAUUUCGAUCACAUUCCUUGUAUUUUCAGUAAUCGUCAAUGCAAUUUGUGAACAGACAUUAUACACGAUACCCUACUCGACAAUCCUAAAUAU